Molecule: messenger RNA, 1765 nt
Organism: Fundulus heteroclitus (mummichog)
Lineage: Eukaryota; Metazoa; Chordata; Actinopteri; Cyprinodontiformes; Fundulidae
Exons: 3
Coding region: 179-1156 (325 amino acids)
Molecular function (GO): serine hydrolase activity
Source: RefSeq, a predicted model, not a curated record
GGGUUUUUAGUUGGGGGCGUGUGGAGCGCGUGAACCUGGCACGGGCGCGCGGUUGUCAUCUAAAUCCACGGCUAUUCGUUGCCACGGCGAGCUGGCUCCUUGGCGAUCCUGAGCGAGGCAUGCAAAAGUAAUUUUCCAGACCACUAAGCGGACAAGGACGCGUUUCCAGUCUCUCGUCAUGGGAAACCUGGCGCUCCCCACCAGUUUUUUCAGGACUGAUGCAACCACAUCUGAACCAGUCCCGUCAGGGAGGUUUGUAGCCAGGAGAAUCUGCAACGGUAUAAUUUAUUACUACACUCCAGUGACAGCGGCAGAGCAGCAGACAGUAUGCCUCGCCAGAGACUCUCAGACCACAGCUUCUCCGGGCUCCGUCUCAUCUUCAGUGUCCUCAGAAACACUUUCCCACACAGCUAUUUCCUCCCAAACGAAGUCAGAUGCUGCGUCCAGUUCUCGCCCUCUUCUCCUCUUCUUCUCCUGGCUCGGAGCCCAACCUGGGGCCGUGGCCAAGUACAGAGACCUUUAUCUUGACCGUGGUAUGGAUUUCCUCCUCGUCCAGAGCAGCGUAAUGCACUUUCUCUGGCCUCGAUGGGGGCUCAACUACGGGUUGGACAUUUUAAAUAUUUUAGAGGAGCCUCCUUUCACCGGGAGGCUCGUACUUGUACACGCUUCUUCCAUUGGUGGAUUCACUUUCACCCAGCUACUCACCCACAUUACUCAGCAACCAAAACAGCACGCUGACCUGGCGCACAGGGUGAUAGGGCACAUUUAUGACAGUCUAGUGGUUGGCUCUCUGGAUCACAUGGCGACUGGGCUUGGCAAGACUUUGAUGCCACGUCUAGAGGGCUUCAUCAAAACUACUGCCAUGUUCUACUUCAGGCUCUUCAAGUCCCAAACUGCAGAUAUAUACGAGAGCGGCGUCAAGGUUUUCCACAACAGCCCGGUUACUUCUCCGGCCCUCUUCUUCUACAGCGAAAAUGAUGCAAUGUGCUGCCCUGCUGUCCUGGAAAAGCUGAUGGACUUCUGGAGGCGAAGGGGAGUGUCUGUGGACAGCAGGAAGUGGAAGGAGUCCACGCACGCCGCCCACCUGCGAUGCCACCCAGAAGAGUAUGUUUUCACAUUGCAGCACUUCCUAAACUCCGUCUGUUCCUCCCAAUAAAUCUAAAAUUUCAGCUUUGGCAACAUUUAAGUUUUAAAAAUGUUCAUUACACUUGCACAACAUGAACUACUAUUUCUAGCAGAAUGAACUCUAUAUUAUCUUGUAGCUCUGAUUUUAUUGAAAAACUUCAACUUUUAAAUAGUUUCCUCACCUUUAAACCACCUUUAUUUUUAUGUCUCAUUGUAAUUGAGGUUUGCAAAUAACAUUUUUAUUUAUUUCAGAUUAUUUCAAAUUUGUCAAGUGUAUUAAUUUAGUUUGUUGUUCUGAUCAUAUAGGAUAUUUUGGACAACAUAUAUUUCACAGCUUUAAACCUGACAGUAUCAUCAGUGGAUGGUCUGAGUUAGCAGAAAAGGUAGAGAGGCGUUGGCUGGAGGCCAGUGGUGCAGCCAGUGAAAGGAUACUGAGGGGUUUUUGUUCCAGUUUACUGAAGUGAGGAUUUGGGGGCGGGGCUUAUCCUAGCCACUCAUAAAAUAGGUCAGGGAUGCAGUGACCAGAUGUAGAGAAUAUCAGGAUGAACGUAGAGCUUAUGGUCUUUUGUCUGAUGGAAAACACUUCGUUGAGCGGAGACCCAUAAAAUGCAUCCCUGAUUUUGAAUGAGAACGAAGACGC